CUGUGCAGCGACGUUCACACCGAUUGCAAAGCGAGUCAUUGUAUAAAAUAGUCAUUAUAUACAAUGCUUUUCUUUUACUAGUCGAUGGCCACUAAAUUAGAACGCUAGUUAGAAAAAAAGUAUCGAACACUUGUGACACUGUGCAGUGAUUCUUCAAGCGCCUGGGAAUUUUCGGGCAAAAGGGACACAAAAUCUACAGGAUAUUUAAUUUUAAAAUAAGAAGCGAUGAGAUUUAAGAUUUGUAAAAAUACGUCCGUGGGAUUUGACGAUAUCUUUGAUUGAACAACAAAAGAAUUAUAAAACAGAGAGUUCUAAAGCUGAGACUAAAUCAAUGCCAAAAGAAAAAAGAAAAGGAACUUAUCACAUUUCUGUCAAUCGUCAAAGUGCGAUGUGUGGUAGAAGGAUUUAGAAGAUUAAGAAGGACUAGAAAACUCAUUUUAAUCCUGACACUCUAGCAUCAGACACGUGUCAAUAGCCUGCGAGUUUUUACUUUUUAUUUAUUAGUGCAGGUGAUCGAUCGUGUAAAAUGAAUAAUUUCCUUCGUAGCUAAUUUACGCCACUCUAUCUUUAUUAUGACAAGAUCAAAUCUGCGCAUACCAACACCAGAUUACGUUACAUUUGAAUAUUGUGCACGCCGCGCAAGUUACCGCUAAAAUUCGUCGUUACGAUGCAUAAGCGGCGGAUUAUUUCGCAGAUUUCCUCGAGGAUUAUCAAAGAAUCGAUGUCCUGUCUGUCAAUGCAUUGGGCCGUGAUAUAUCGAUGUAACGUUUUAAUACCCGAGCUAUUAAUCAUGAUCGACGUAACUGUAUUGUAGACACAUUACGCAAUUAUCGUCAACUUCAAUCUCCAUAUCACGUAGAACUCUCUCAAUACGCCUUUUCCGCUUACGCCUUGCACUCUAUGCAUUUAAUCACAGUCGCUUAGAGAUAACGAGAUUCAUACCGUACAUCUGGUACAGCCGGCGGAGUUAAUUCCAAACCGCAGAAAUUUGUAGAAAAACCUUAUUACAUGAUGCGAUCAAUAAUUAUGCAAAAACCAUCUGUUCGCGAUACUUGUUUGUAGAAAAUAAUUAUUUAAUAACUACGUGCUAUGCAGUUAUUACAUAUCUAUAUUUUAUACCACAUUUAUAAUCAAUAUCAGAUCGUUGAUUUCGUUCCUGCAGUUUGGGUGUCGGCAAACGGGUGUCGAAACGGCAAGAAUUAAGUAACCGGCCCAGCAAUUUGCAUAUUUCGUAUACUUAUUAAAGAAUCUUUCAACGAAAGUGCUUUACCGAUUUCCAUGCUAAUUCCAUCGCGGUCAUUCAUUAACGAUAAUAUCUGUCGCGUUUUAUCGUCGAAUUUCGCAUUAGCAGCGCAAUACCGCCACGCCUCUCUAAUUUCCGGGCCGAACCGCUCGUAGAUGCGUCAAUGGUGUUGCGUUAUACGACACGAUUAUUCCGUGGACGACAGAUAGGAAUGCACUCGAUACGAUAUGCGGUUAUCGCGACACUCUCGUCUCGUCUUCUUCUAGCCGGUGUGCACGCCGGCUUAACGACCGACAACUCACGGCAUUUCGAUCCGUUCAUCUGAGCGGGGCGCACGCUCGCUCCAUUCCUAUCCUCUCGCUGCCAGUGUCUACCUGUUGCUCGCACGGCGAAGACUGCUUCAGUUCUGUCUAUGCCGCGAUGCGACAUCGCGCAUUCUUUUCGCGCGUCACGCAGUGAAUUUUUAUCAUAUAUAGUUGAAAAGCUGCAAGACGAUAAAGAGUGCAGUAACUAUUGUUCGUCGUAUCUCUUAUCGCACAUGUGUGACGUGCACGAGGGUGUUUCGAGUACCUUUGUCGCGCAUCGCGGGUGAUUCAGGUGCUUCUCGGCACAAGCACGGAGGACUUAGUGCCGCAGCUGCUGGGCAUGUUCGACGAGCUGGCGCGCCGCGGCGGUGGCUACGACGGCGUUGAAGUCCUGCCGUCGUCCUGCGGCAUACCCGCGGCUCUGCAGAAGCGUCUGAGCCUGAUGCCGGCUGCCCAUCGGGACUCCAUAUUCGGCCAGCUCUGCACGAACGGCGACCUAGCCAAGUCCACGCAUCAGGACAAUCUGAAGAACAAGCAGCAGGAAAGCGCCGAGUACGACGAGAUCGCGGACACCACUGAUAACAGCAUGCUGGAGCAAACGGUUGUCUCGAUGACGUCGCUGGAAGACGAGCGUAAUCACGGCGAGACGACGGAGAAACCGAUGUACGAGAGGCGGGAGACGAACGGCCUCACGCCGCUCAGGUACAAUCAACGACGCAGGAACAACGGUAGACCGCUUUCCGGAAGCUCGAUCGCAUCCAGCACGUCGUCGAGUAGCGGCAGCAAUCAGGGCAACACCGGCGCCGCGAAUCCGUAUCUCGCGUCCGUCGAGUCGCUGGCCGACACAUGCGCGAGCUCGCAGGGUUCCGCGGACAGCGGCGUCGUGACCGUCUCCGAGGCCAGCUGUCGGAUUCUGAAUAAUGACAACGGCCCGAGGAGGGACAGCGCGAAGGAGGAUCCCGCGUGCCACAGGCCGCGCUAUCCCGUCGAGAGGGUGCUUCUGGAGAUCGUGGACACGGAGGCGAUAUACGUCGAUCAUCUGCGCCAGGUUAUUCAGGGCUACCUCAUAUUCUGGAAGGACAAUCCGCCGUCGUUCGCGCGUCAGCUGCAUCUCGGUGAUCUGUUCAGCAAUAUCGAGGACAUCUUCGAGUUUAAUAGGGAAUUUCUGCGGGAGAUCGAGAAGUGCGGGCUGGAUCCGGUUUGCGUGGCGAACACGUUCAUCAAGCAUAAUUCGGGAUUCAAAGUGUACACCGAGUACUGCACCAAUUAUCCGAGAACGGUUUCGGUGCUGACCGACUUGAUGGGCCGGGAGGAGACCGCGUCCGCCUUUCGCGAACGGCAAACGGCACUGGGACACGCAUUGCCGCUCGGAUCGUUCCUUCUCAAGCCGGUCCAGAGGAUUCUCAAAUAUCACCUGCUCCUGGAAAAUCUGUCGAAGGAGUACGGCGCCGAUUGCGACUCGAGGGAGAACGAGACUGAGGGCAGAAGCGCCAUCGAGGCCGCCCUUACCGCGAUGACUGGAAUAGCGAAGCACAUUAACGCCAUGAAGAGGCGGCACGAGCACGCCGUGCGCGUCCAGGAAAUUCAGUCGCUUCUGUAUGGUUGGCUGGGGCCAGACCUAACUACAAGUGGCGAAUUGGUCGCGGAGGGUCGGUUCAGGAUGCAGGGAGCUAAGGGUCCGAGGCACGCCUUCCUCUUCGAUCGAAUGCUUCUUCUGACGAAGAAGAAGGAAGAUGGUCUUCUCGUUUACAAGGCUCAUAUUAUGUGUUCAAAUUUAAUGCUGAUUGAAAGUAUCCCGGGCGAGCCAUAUAACUUUCAUGUAAUACCUUUCGACAAUCCUCGGUUGCAGUACACAUUACAAGCGCGCAAUUUACAACAAAAGAGAGAAUGGACUUUACAAAUAAAGAGAGUAAUAUUAGAUAAUUAUAAUGCGGUUAUUCCCUCGCACGCGGUACAAUUAGUGUUACAAUUAGGUCAAACGCAACAAGAAGACGACGCGUUGGCGGAUAAAGGAACGAUGAAGAAGCAUUUCGCUCCUCCGGAAUAUUUGGAGAAACGUAAACAAGAGAGGGAAAGACGUAGAUCUGAAACUGGUCUCAGGCAAAGGUUCAAGAGGGGUGUCAGAAAAUCUGACGCUACGAUAGAGAGUUCACCUGCGUCGUCACGUAAAACCGAUAACGAAGACGCUGCUCUUAAUGACUCCAGGGAGCAACCUCUUAACAGGUCUUCGGAUGUACGCACUUCGAAAGUCAAAGAUCGCUUUACCGGCUGGAGACGAAAAUCAGAACCAGGUUUCCAGUCGUACGUGUGCCUUAAUCAGUCCGACGAAGAGCAGAAAGAGGAGACCACCGGCGAUGCUCAAUCUACAACAACCAGGAACGAAGAAGUGCCGGAGAUUCGUAUCGAGGAAGACAAUCAGACGACAACGUUGAACUCUUCGCCACCGGCCGAAGCCAAAGACAAUAAUAACGAACAGCAUGCUACCUCGACACAAACGGUCGAGGAGAUUGUUGGCCACAUUCUCAUGCAGAACCGAGAGUUCCAGAGGCUGCUGGAGAAACAGCGAACCAACAGCAUCAUCAAUGUGCGACAGCAGCGCUUCAAUAAGCGCAUCUCGGCGGACACGUCAGACGAGAGUGAUACGGAGAACGCUAAUUAUAUCACCAAUUCGACAAAUCACAGUAAUAAUAACAAUAAAUUGGGACGCGCUCGGGCGAUGCAUCGGGAGCAGCGUCUAGUCAGGACGAACAACGCGUGGAACUCGCUGUCCUCGGCACCAGCGCGGGACAGCCAGCAGCCGCUGCAGCUCUUCUACGACAAUCUGAAGACCACCCAGAAAUCAGCGGAGACAACGACCGCGCGGAACGGCAAGGCGAAUCAUAUUCACGAGAAACGGGCGCUCUUCGAGUCGUUCAAACGGCAAAGCAUCGUCACCGAGAGCAAGGUGAUCAAAACAGCACUGCGUAUCCGCGAGAACUCGUCGUCGACGAGCAACGAAGAGACCACGCAACCAUCCCAGUCGACGUGCGAGUCGAAUCAUCGAGUGGAGCGAAAGGAGAUCAAUUCCACGACGACAGACCGAAUAGAAACGGACGAAUCGGAACGACGCGACGACGAGAGGAGCGAUGCAAACGACGUGACGAACGUCGAAUCCAAGGGUUUCGGUAACUACGACAAUCUGCAGCACGUCUGGGAUGGUCUGCAAACGACGAAGGACGGCAACGACAGUCCGACUCAACCUGCCGUCUGGCUUACUAAAUUGUGCGAAGGUCUGCCGACGUCGCCGCCGAAGUGCGGCUCGCUGCCGCGCAGCUUCCAGAUAAGUCCAAACUCGCAGCCGACGAGCGUGACGAAGUCGCGAUUUCUGCAGCGUGAUGGUAAACCGAUGAGCGAGCGGCCGUUCACGAUCGCGUCUGACAAGCCAGCGGAGAUCAAUCUGGAGGACAUGGAGAGGUACGCGUCGACGUGCCAGCCGGAAGGUAGGAUCGCCAAGUUUCCCAUGCCGGCUACAUCGACGAGCUCCAGCUCGUCCACCUUCUUCUGCUCGCUGGAGGACACACGAAUCACCGACGAUGCGUACUCCGACAUGCGUAUGUCCACCAGCCACAGCGCGAACAUUCAUCCGGAUCACAAGAUCUAUCGGACGAACGGUAGCGCCAUCUUCCGCAACGUCUUCUCCAAGGCGGGCAGCCGUCUACAGGGUCGUCUGAGGAACACCAUGAGCACGGAAACGCUAGAGUGCAACGACGAGCUCGAACGGACACGCUACUUCCGCUCGAUGAGCGCCGGAAGUAAGGGCCUGAAGAAGCGGACCAAGCAAGCGAAGCAGCAGGCGAGGGAACCGUCCUCCGAUGUGGAGGAGCUGGUAGGCUGCGCGAGCACCGGAAUCGCCGAUCAACGAGUUCCUCAACUUUACUACAAGCAAGGUAGUUCCAGCCUGGGCGCCAGAAUCGCGCAGUCGGACUAUGCCGAUCCAACGAUUCUCUUCGCCGAGAGCAAACGUAUGCAGGCUUCCACCGGCGACGUCAAUCAGAUAAAAAAAACCGAGGAAGCGGAGGAUAGGAAUUGCGAGGAGGACGAGGAGACGAGCAGCGGCAAGGACGUGGAACGUCGCGAAAGCGAGACGGACAGCUUCUACGAGAGGAGCUUCGAGACCAUCGAGAAUUACGUGGACGCCGAUGUGGAUGAGGCGUUCCGGGACAGUGCAAUAUUUAGCGAUGUCGAUGACGUGUUCGUGACGCGACAGCCGACGACAACGACGACGACGACGACGACAACGGCGUCGGUAAAGACGUCGGCGGCGAAAAUGAAAAUUGCGCCGCCUGUGCCCGCUAAGAAGAAGCAAGAAUCGUCCUUGGUGUCUUCGGUGAGGUGCAAGCCGAGCAUCGCGCAGAAACCGAAUUUCUUGAAGAUAAAAUCGGUGUUGGCGAAGGGGCACACCGUCGGUGAUUCGGAGACUAAAAUCACCGCGAGGUUGUCGGUGAACAUGGCUCAACAAUUGCAGAAUGACUCACCGAGUAUCGAGACGGACAGAGAUGUCUCCGCGGGACAGAGCCAAGCAGGCUGGGUGCGGAAGAUAGUGGGCCAGCUGCAGAGUCACGUCGAGACGUGAUCGUAAACGCAUCGAGGAGUUACGUAUCGAAAGCCAAUAGAAAUUUCGAGUCAUAGGCCGUGUGGGUCUUGUGGAUAAAAGUGAAGCAAAUGCUCUUAGAAGCAGGCGACCGCAGCAUUUGUCUCAAUUGUAAAAUAAAAAUUUUUUAUUCACUGAUUUUAUACGAAAAUAAUGAAGCUCGUUAAAUUUGGAGCAUCAUCUGGGUUUCAAGAUACUGAUUAGAAAAAUAAUUUUACUCGUAUUUUAUAAAAAUUAAAAUUAAUAAUUUGAUAAAAAUAUUUAUGCAUACAAUAAAAAAAUGUUAUUUUACAUUUUGACUAAAAUAAAUUGUAAAAAGGUGAGUGUCUAAACAAAAUUUCUCUAAUAUUUUUAAUUCGAUAUUUCUCAUCAUUUUUAUCGAUAGAUGAAAGUAAAAGCGUUUGCUUCGCUUUUUUCAUAUAACUUAUUGUUAGAAAUUGGAGAACAAACUGGAGUUCUAUUUUGAAGUUUUUCACAUGUGCCUGGAAUAGCGUUAACGUGAUACCAUUAUACUAUAACGAAUCCAUAUCUCAUUUAAUGUUAACGUGUAAGUAAUGAUAAAAGAGUCGCGCUCGUGUUGUACUUCAUAAGAACUUAAAAAAUUAUGCUAUGUUCUCAAUUAAUAUUUACUUAUAGACUGUUGAUGUGUAUAUUAAGUAUUGUUUGAUAUUACUUAUGUUAUAUAGAAUAUAUAAGAAACAGUUUUUAAUUAAACAAAGCAUUUAUG
Molecule: messenger RNA, 6905 nt
Organism: Linepithema humile (Argentine ant)
Lineage: Eukaryota; Metazoa; Arthropoda; Insecta; Hymenoptera; Formicidae
Gene: GEFmeso
Product: Guanine nucleotide exchange factor in mesoderm
Molecular function (GO): small GTPase binding; guanyl-nucleotide exchange factor activity
Source: RefSeq, a predicted model, not a curated record